AUGGCUACUAAUAUAACGUCCAACACGGACCUCCCACCACUUCCCUCUUACGAAGUCGCCGUGGCGUCAGACUUGAUAUCAUGGAUGCCGGAUUUUUACCUGUCCCUCCUCGCGCCUACUAUCGCGUACUGGGUCGUCUCCAUCUUCUUUCACAUAAUUGACACCCUAGACCUCUUCCCGCAAUACCGCCUGCACACUCCCGCCGAGAUUGCGCAGCGGAAUAAGGCCUCGCGAUUCGAGGUCCUUCGCGACGUUCUCUUCCAACAGGUUAUUCAAGGCUUCAUGGCCUUUUUCCUAAACCAGACUGAUCCGCCGCAAUAUACGGGUAUGGAGGAUUAUGAUGUUGCCGUUUGGGCGACGAGAGUUCGUCUAGCACAGAGAGCCCUUCCGACCGUACUCGGCGUCUUAGGAAUCAAUGCUGCUACAAUCUCUAAGAAUAUGGCCGUGUCUCAUCCGUUCCUAGCUGGCGCUCUUGCUGGCGGACACUACCCUUUCCUCACCUCCGAGCUUGCCGGACCAGACGGAGCUCUAGUACCCGCUUUCGCCACUUGGGAGCUCUUAGUCGCCAAGGCUAUCUACUGGGCUAUUAUUCCCGGGUUCCAGCUCUUCGUCGCUGUCACCGCCUUAGAUACUUGGCAAUACUUCCUUCACCGAUUAAUGCAUCAAAAUAAGUGGCUCUACACUACGUUCCACUCGAGGCACCACCGACUCUACGUUCCUUACGCCUAUGGAGCACUGUACAACCACCCGUUCGAGGGAUUCCUUCUCGACACGGCCGGCGCAGGCCUUGCGUAUAAGCUCGCGUUUAUGACGCCCAGGCAGGGAAUAUUUUUCUGGGUCAUGUCUUCGAUCAAAACAGUCGACGACCACUGCGGAUAUGCUUUGCCCUGGGACCCGCUUCAGCACAUCACUUCGAAUAACGCCGCAUACCACGAUAUUCACCACCAGAGCUGGGGCAUCAAGACGAACUUUGCCCAACCGUUCUUUACUUUCUGGGAUAGAUUUUUGGGUACCAUGUGGCAUGGCGAUACGACGUUGAAAUAUGAACGAUCGAGGACCAAGGCCCAAGAGUUUGUAGAGGCGGAAGCGAAGAAGGCAUCUGCGAAGGCUCAGUAA
This is a messenger RNA of Daldinia childiae, 1116 nucleotides long. Its product is annotated as Sphingolipid C4-hydroxylase SUR2. The transcript is spliced from 2 exons. Gene Ontology annotation, biological process: lipid biosynthetic process. Gene Ontology annotation, molecular function: oxidoreductase activity; iron ion binding. The record is from RefSeq and is a predicted model, not a curated record. Bases 1 to 1116 code for a protein of 371 amino acids. Lineage: Eukaryota; Fungi; Ascomycota; Sordariomycetes; Xylariales; Hypoxylaceae.